Molecule: messenger RNA, 1339 nt
Organism: Cyprinodon tularosa
Lineage: Eukaryota; Metazoa; Chordata; Actinopteri; Cyprinodontiformes; Cyprinodontidae
Product: peripheral plasma membrane protein CASK-like
Exons: 10
Coding region: 205-1314 (369 amino acids)
Biological process (GO): protein phosphorylation
Cellular component (GO): neuron projection; cytoplasm
Molecular function (GO): calcium/calmodulin-dependent protein kinase activity; calmodulin binding; ATP binding
Source: RefSeq, a predicted model, not a curated record
CUGAGCAGCGGAGCAGCGGAGCAGAGCGGAGGAAACCAGCCCGGGCAGCUUCGCUUCAGCCGGUUCCUCUGAGCUACAGUCCGGGACAGUUUCUAAUGUUGGACCGCUUCGCUCCCUGAGACCCGGUGGGGGGGCGGGGGGACCAGAACCCCCGCAGUGGGAGGGGCGGAGGGGGUGGUGUCUGUCCCCUGCUGGACUGGGACUAUGGCGGACGAAGACUUUCUGUUUGAAGAUGUUUAUGAGCUCUGCGAGGUCAUCGGGAAGGGUCCCUUCAGCGUGGUGAGGAGAUGCAUCAACAGGGACACAGGCCAGCAGUUUGCUGUGAAAAUCGUGGAUGUGGCCCAGUUCACGUCCAGCCCUGGUCUCAGCACAGAAGAUCUGAAGAGAGAGGCGAGCAUCUGCCACAUGCUGAAGCACGCCCACAUCGUGGAGCUGCUGGAGACCUACAGCGCAGAUGGAAUGCUCUACAUGGUGUUUGAAUUAUGUUCUCCAGGUGAUUCCAGCUCCUCCUCAGCUGACCUGUCCCCCUCCCCACCUGUUUCUGUCAGCAUGGACGGGGCCGACCUGUGCUUUGAGAUCGUGAAGCGCGCCGAUGCUGGCUUCGUCUACAGCGAGGCGGUGGCCAGCCACUACAUGAGGCAGAUCCUGGAGGCGCUGCGGUAUUGCCAUGACAACAACAUCAUCCACAGAGACGUCAAGCCUCACUGCGUCCUGCUGGCGACCAAAGAGAACUCUGCUCCGGUCAAACUGGGAGGGUUCGGCGUGGCCGUGCAGCUGGGAGAGUCCGGCUUGGUGGCAGGAGGCCGGGUGGGAACUCCUCACUUCAUGGCUCCUGAGGUGGUGAAGAGGGAGCCGUACGGUAAACCGGUGGACGUGUGGGGCUGCGGAGUCGUCCUCUUCAUCCUGCUGUCCGGCUGCCUGCCGUUCCACGGCAUCAAGGAGCGACUGUUUGAAGCCGUCUGCAAAAGCAAAUCCAAGAUGAAUCCCCGCCAGUGGAGCCACAUCUCAGAGAGCGCCAAGGACCUGGUGAGGCGCAUGCUGAUGCUGGACCCUGCAGAGAGGAUCACCGUCUACGAGGCGCUGAACCACCCCUGGCUGAAGGAAAGGGACCGCUACGCUUACAAGAUCCACCUGCCAGAGACCGUGGAGCAGCUGAGGAAGUUCAACGCCAGACGGAAGCUGAAGGGAGCGGUGCUGGCCGCUGUGUCCAGUCACAAGUUCAACUCCUUCUACGGAGACCCACCAGAGGAGCUCCAGGACUUCUCUGAAGACCCCACCUCCUCAGGUGCCACAUCUGGAUCAGCUCCUGUCUGACUGCUCACCUUCUGCUCCUCUCCAG